Molecule: messenger RNA, 315 nt
Organism: Prosopis cineraria
Lineage: Eukaryota; Viridiplantae; Streptophyta; Magnoliopsida; Fabales; Fabaceae
Product: protein PXR1-like
Exons: 2
Coding region: 1-315 (104 amino acids)
Source: RefSeq, a predicted model, not a curated record
AUGGACAAAAAGGAGGCUCCUUUGAAGUGGGAGCAAAAGCUGGAAGCUACUGCUAAGGCCAAAGCUGAUGCUAAAGCCAAAGAGAGGAUUGACAAUGAGUAUAAGAAGUCCAGUAGAAGAGCUCACAGGAAGCAUAGGAAGCAUUCUCACUCUGACUUGGGUGACCAUGAUAGAAGGAAAGAGAAGAAAUCCAAGAAAAAGGCAAAGAAAUGGUCCUCAGAAUCUAGUGAUGCUAGCAGUGAUGAAUAUGAUAGUAUCUCUGAGGAAGAGAGGAGAAGGAAGAAGAAUGCAUAUCUGAAAUCACUGGCUACUUAG